AGAAAGAUAUGCCAUAGCAGUUUUGAAAGGUGAGAGUGUCGUUCAUGGCCAUUGGGUUUAGCUAGCGGCGGUGUGACAGUUGUAGGUUACCACCGCCACCGUGUUCAUCGUCUUGCUUCUUCCACUCUCACUCUUCCCUUCACCAAAACGCACCGUUGCAAACUUCCCCCUCGAUCGCAUCUCCCUCAUCAGUUAACACCCACCCUAACCCUAAUUAUUCGUUCCCACCAAAAUGUGGUUCGCAACAUCCUCCCCUUCCUUCGUUCUCUUCCUUCCCACCACCAUCCCUUCUCUUCCCCAUUCCCUCCGCCCCCUCUCCUCCCUCCCUCGCCGCCCCCUCUCCGCCUCCCUCUCUUGGGCGCCUCCGUCCCCCGACCAGUCCGAUGACUUCCGCGGUUGGGCCCUCCCGGAGGCUCCUGCCCAUACCGACAACAAAGUUGCAGUGUUUCCUUCUUAUGCAGUUGUGGGCUUCGGCACUUCACUCGCUCUUCUACUCGCUUGUUUUGCUGCUUCCAGGAAAGGUUUUGAUUUUCGAUUCGCGAGGCCGUUGCAAGGGAUGUGGAGUGACGUGGAGACCAGGCGUUGUCAAAAGGACACCCCGGAGUUUGACGUUUCUGGUGGGAGCAAGUCAACGGCGUCCGAGGCCAGCACGGAGGACGUGCCUGAUACCCUUACGGAAACUGGUAAAUACGUAGCUGUAGAAAAACCUGAACGAGUUGUGAUCGCGGUUUCUGUGGAUUCUGCCCAAGAAGAAGCAUUGUCAGUCUUAAAGUCACUGAAGAUAAUUGAAGAUGACGUGGAAGCCAAUGAACUGUGUACCAGAAGAGAAUUUGCUAGAUGGCUAGUUAAAUUGAAUUCAUCCUUGGAAAGGAAUCCUAAACACAAGAUUGCUCCUAUAGUAUCACUUUCUGGGUCUGUAGUCAUUGCAUUUGAUGAUAUUGGUAUUGACGACCAGGACUUCAAAUCCAUACAAGUUUUAGCAGAAGCCGGUGUGAUCCCCAGCAAAUUAUCUUGGAACAACAGUAGUGGAUCUGACGGUCUUGAAAACAUGCACUUUUUUCCUGAUAGAUUCAUCUCACGACAAGAUCUAAUAGACUGGAGAGCUCAGUUGGAGUAUGAUUUUUCUUCUGGGGUAACUGGCCAGAUAUCAAUUAAAAAAGCAGGUUAUAUGGAUGUGAAGCGGGUCACUUCUCCAGCAGUUUAUGUGGACAUGUUGGCAGGGGAUAGGAGUAUACUUAGAACAGUGUUUGGACAGAGCAAGCGAUUUCAGCCAAACAAGCCUUCCACAAUAGCACAAGCGGCAGUGGCUCUGACAAGUGGUAGGAUGAAGGAAGCAAUAUCGGCUGAAUUGUUGAGAAUAGAAGCCGAACAUUCUGCCAGGCAGGCUGAGGCAGAAGAAAUCAGAUCUGAGUUGCUUAGUCGAGGAGACAUACAGAGGUUUUGGGAUGAGAAGCUUAAUGAUGAGAAAAACCGUGGUUUAGAUGUAGAGAGGCUUUAUCAUAUGGAAGUAAAGAAUUUGGAAGAAGAGGAGAUCAAUCAAGAUAAGUUAUAUACUGAGUAUUUGAAAGAAAAGUCAGCUAUGGAUUGUCAGAAGCAGUUGCUGCUUAGCUUGAAGAAAGAAGUUGAUGAGAUAUCAGAAAAGGUUGCAUCUGAGAGAGUCAUAUAUGUAGAUGAAAGGCUUGUAGUACAGAAUUUGCUUAAAGAUUUAGAAUUCAAGCUUGAAGAAUUGCUUGACACCAAAUCCACUCUAGAAGCUGAAAAAGAAGCUCUUCAGAUUCUUAGAUCUUGGGUGGAGGACGAGGCAAGGAGAAGCCAAGCUCGGGCAGCUGUUCUCGAAGAGGUAGGGCGAAGAUGGAAAUGGGAUGACCAAGCUUGAUUGGGGACACGUCCUACUAAAUGUAAAUUAACAUAUCUACAUAUACCCUAAUAGCAUAAAUCCUUUAGGUGUGAGAGCGGAAAGGGUUAAGGGUGAUGAUGAGCUUUAUCCUUCGUUGUUAAUACACAUUCAAAAAGGAAAUUGUUGAUGAGAGUUGUUUUAAUUCCCGUGGUCCAAACAGAUUUUCCAUCCCUUUCGUGAGUCGGAUUGGGAUGGAGGAGGGAACACAGCCCGUCUUGUCUUAUCUACUCAGUUCUGUGUGGAUCCAGAUUACCUAUUUUUAUGUUUUGGAAGCUUGAACUGGAAUAACUGCAUAAUGUCGGACAUCUAUACAGGAGAUAGCCAUUUUUGUUCUCCAGUGAAGCCUAUUCUAUUUUAGUGUGCUUUUAAUUUUGUUUUUGUCCUAAUACUGUGAUAAUAGAUGAAACCUUGAUCUGUUCUAUGGUUACCGUAAAUUAGAAAGAUUUAUAUUACAACUUUUAUACGUUUUA
Vigna radiata var. radiata (mung bean) is the source of this 2367-nucleotide messenger RNA. RefSeq lists its product as uncharacterized. The transcript has 11 exons. Bases 233 to 1876 code for a protein of 547 amino acids. The record is from RefSeq and is a predicted model, not a curated record. NCBI's taxonomy places the organism in Eukaryota, Viridiplantae, Streptophyta, Magnoliopsida, Fabales, Fabaceae.